UGUGCAACUGUGUCGUGCACUCAGUGAAAACAAAAGCCAUGAUAAUGUCGGUUUCAGAGAUAUCCAACAGGCUUUGUAUGAGCUUGCAUACCACGUUGUCAGAGGAAACUUAAAGCAUGAUCAAGCCUCUAAUGUUCUUGGUGAUGUCAUAGAAUUUCGGGAAGACAUGCCUUCCAUCCUAGCUGAUGUGUUCUGCAUAUUAGAUAUUGAAACAAGUUGUUUAGAAGAAAAAAACAAGAGGGAUCAUUUUACUCAACUGGUGUUAGCCUGUUUGUAUCUUGUAUCUGACACUGUCCUAAAGGAGCGUUUAGAUCCAGAGACACUGGAGUCAUUAGGACUUAUCAAGCAGUCUCAACAGUUCAAUCAGAAAUCUGUUUAAAUAAAGACAAAACUAUUUUAUAAGCAACAGAAGUUUAAUUUGUUAAGAGAGGAGAAUGAAGGUUAUGCAAAGCUCAUUGCAGAACUGGGGCAAGACUUAUCUGGAAAUAUCACUAGUGAUUUAAUCCUUGAAAAUAUCAAAUCUUUAAUAGGAUGUUUUAACCUUGAUCCUAACAGAGUUUUGGAUAUUAUCUUAGAAGUCUAUGAGUGCAGGCCUGAGUAUGAUGACUUCUUUGUACCACUGAUAGAGUCUUACAUGUACAUGUGUGAACCUCAAACUCUAUGCCAUAUCCUUGGGUUCAAAUUCAAAUUUUAUCAGGAUCCAAGUGGUGAGACACCUUCCUCCUUAUACAGAGUUGCUGCUGUCCUUUUGCAACACAAUCUCAUAGAUUUGGAAGAUCUCUAUGUUCAUCUUCUUCCAGGGGAUAAUGCCAUCAUUGAGGAACACAAGCGAGAAAUAGUGGAAGCUAAGCAAAUUGUCAGAAAACUUACGAUGGUCGUCUUAUCCUCUGAAAAGACUGAGGAAAAGGAGAAGGAAAAAGAAAAAGAGGAGGAGAAAACAGAAAAGCCUCCUGAUAAUCAAAAGCUUGGUUUAUUGGAAGCUUUAUUAAAAAUUGGUGAUUGGCAGCAUGCACAAAGUAUUAUGGAUCAGAUGCCUCCGUUUUAUGCUACUUCACACAAGCCUAUUGCGAUCGCCCUUUGCCAGCUUGUACAUGUGACAAUUGAACCUCUGUACCGCAGAGUUGGUGUACCUAAAGGAGCUAAAGGGUCACCAAUUUCUUCUUUGCCAAACAAGAGAGCACCAAAACAAGCAGACAGCUUCGAGGACUUGAGAAAGGAAGUGUUCAACAUGCUUUGUUACCUUGGUCCUCACCUCUCCCAUGAUCCCAUUUUAUUUGCAAAAGUGGUGCGCCUUGGAAAAGCAUUUAUGAAAGAGGUUGGAACUGUGAAGAAAUUCGUCAGUGACAGAGUGGUUAAGUUUCAGUGUGAUGGAAGCAAACAAGAAGAUAAAGAGAAAAUGGAGAUACUGUUUAGCUGUUUGUUGAGUAUUACCGAUCAAGUCUUACUUCCAUCUCUUUCUUUGAUGGACUGCAAUGCAUGCAUGUCUGAAGAAUUAUGGGGAAUGUUCAAAACUUUUCCAUACCAGUACCGGUACCGUCUUUAUGGGCAAUGGAAGAACGAAACGUACAAUAGUCACCCACUUCUAGUGAAAGUUAAAGCUCAAACCAUAGACCGAGCCAAAUAUAUCAUGAAGCGUUUAACUAAGGAAAAUGUGAAACCCUCUGGAAGACAGAUUGGGAAGCUCAGCCACAGCAAUCCUACAAUUUUAUUUGAUUAUAUUUUAUCACAAAUACAAAAAUACGAUAACUUAAUAACUCCGGUGGUUGAUUCACUGAAAUACCUCACUUCACUGAACUAUGAUGUUUUGGCAUACUGUAUCAUUGAAGCUCUGGCAAACCCUGAGAAGGAGAGAAUGAAGCAUGAUGACACUACAAUCUCGAGCUGGCUGCAGAGUCUGGCUAGCUUUUGCGGUGCAGUUUUCCGAAAAUACCCAAUUGAACUUGCUGGUCUACUUCAGUAUGUAGCCAACCAACUGAAAGCUGGGAAAAGCUUUGAUUUGCUUAUUUUAAAAGAGGUAGUGCAGAAAAUGGCAGGGAUAGAAAUUACAGAAGAAAUGACAAUGGAACAAUUGGAAGCCAUGACUGGUGGAGAACAACUAAAAGCUGAGGGUGGAUACUUUGGCCAAAUCAGGAAUACAAAAAAAUCUUCUCAGAGAUUAAAAGAUGCAUUAUUGGACCAUGAUCUUGCCCUUCCACUGUGCCUGCUUAUGGCUCAACAGAGAAAUGGUGUGAUCUUUCAAGAGGGAGGGGAAAAACAUCUGAAGCUGGUGGGAAAACUGUAUGAUCAGUGCCAUGACACCCUGGUACAAUUUGGUGGGUUUUUGGCAUCCAAUCUAAGCACAGAGGAUUACAUUAAGCGAGUGCCUUCUAUUGACGUUCUCUGUAAUGAAUUUCACACACCUCAUGAUGCUGCAUUUUUCCUCUCAAGACCCAUGUAUGCACACCAUAUUUCAUCAAAGUAUGAUGAACUAAAAAAAGCUGAGAAGGGAAAUAAACAGCAGCACAAAGUUCACAAAUAUAUUACAUCGUGUGAGCUGGUGAUGGCUCCUGUUCAUGAUGCUGUGAUUUCUCUGCACCUUCCCAAGGUUUGGGAUGACAUCAGUCCUCAGUUUUAUGCUACAUUCUGGUCUUUGACAAUGUAUGACCUUGCCGUCCCACAUAGUAGCUAUGACAGAGAAGUCAAUAAACUUAAAGUCCAGAUGAAAGCCAUAGAUGACAAUCAGGAAAUGCCUCCAAAUAAAAAGAAAAAAGAAAAAGAACGUUGCACAGCUCUUCAGGACAAGCUCCUUGAAGAGGAGAAGAAGCAGUUGGAGCAUGUGCAGAGGGUUCUACAGAGACUGAAACUAGAGAAGGAUAACUGGCUUCUGGCAAAGUCUACCAAAAAUGAGACUAUCACAAAGUUUUUGCAGUUAUGUAUAUUUCCUCGAUGCAUUUUUUCGGCGAUCGAUGCAGUUUAUUGUGCUCACUUUGUAGAACUGGUGCAUCAGCAGAAAACACCCAAUUUCUCCACGCUUCUCUGCUACGACAGAGUUUUCUCUGAUAUUAUAUAUACAGUUGCAAGUUGCACUGAAAAUGAAGCUAGUAGAUAUGGCAGGUUUUUAUGCUGUAUGCUGGAGACUGUGACUAGAUGGCACAGUGACAGAGUCAUAUAUGAAAAGGAAUGUGGCAACUAUCCAGGCUUCCUAACUAUAUUACGGGCAACUGGAUUUGAUGGUGGAAAUAAAGCUGAUCAAUUGGAUUAUGAGAAUUUUAGACAUGUGGUACACAAAUGGCACUAUAAGUUAACUAAGGCUUCUGUGCACUGCCUUGAAACAGGUGAAUAUACACAUAUCAGAAAUAUCCUGAUUGUGCUGACCAAAAUCCUUCCAUGGUAUCCAAAAGUGCUGAACCUGGGCCAAGCCUUGGAAAGAAGAGUACAUAAGAUAUGUCAGGAAGAGAAAGAGAAGAGACCUGAUCUAUAUGCAUUGGCUAUGGGCUAUUCUGGGCAGUUGAAAAGUAGGAAGCCUUUCAUGAUACCUGAAAAUGAAUUCCACCACAAAGACCCACCUGCCAGGAAUGCUGUAGCUGCAACAGUACAAAAUGGGCCAGGUGGUGCUGGGAUGCCUACAUCUCUCACAAUAAAUACAGUUAGACUGGAAGAAGGCACUACUGAGGAGACUGAUAAACUAAAGGAGAAGUCUCAGGGUGUGGUGAAAGUUAUUAAUAAAGCUGUCAACGCUACACCGAAGGUGACAACAAGCAAUGGAAACAGUGCUUCUAAUAGCAAAAUUAUUAAAGAGAAAGAUGAUAAAGAAAAAAGCGGGAAGGAAAAAGAUAAAGAGAAAAAAGACAAGACUCCAGCUGCCACUCCAGAGAUGAAGGCACUUGGGAAGGAUGGGAAAGAUAAACCAAAGGAAGAACGGGCAAACAAAGAUGAUAAAGCAAGAGAGAUCAAGGAGAAAACACCAAAAUCUGACAAAGAGAAGGAAAAAGUCAAGAAAGAAGAAAAAGCUUCAAAAGAAGAAAAAUCCAAGACAGUUGUUACCAUCAUUGAGUCAAAGUCAACUGCAGAAAAGGAGAGAGAAAAGGAGCCGUCCAGAGAAAGAGAUGUAGCGAAGGAAAUGAAAUCCAAGGAAAAUGCUAAAGGAGGAGAAAAGAUGCCAGUAGCUGGGUCCUUGAAGUCACCUGUUCCCCGAUCAGAAACAUCAGAAUCUGAAAGGGAACAAAAACGCCGCAAAGUUGAUACACAUUCUUCUCCAUCACAUUCCUCAACAGUAAAGGACAACGUCAACGAACUCAAGGACUCUUCAGCAAAGCACUACAUUAACCACACUACUCCAACACUGUCCAAGAGUAAGGAGAGAGAAGUGGACAAGAAAGAUUUGGACAAGUCAAGGGAAAGAUCCAGAGAGAGAGAGAAGAAAGAUGAAAAGGACAGGAAAGAUCGGAAAAGGGAUCAUUCAAACAGUGACCGAGAGGUACCACAGGAUUCAACUAAACGACGCAAAGAGGAAAAUGGGACAACUGGUUCUUCAAAACAUAGUAAAAGUGAAAGUCCUUCUGAUUCCCCUCGCUUAAAUGAAAAGGAGAAGGAGAAGAACAAAUCCAAAUCUUCAGGAAAAGAGAAAGGUGAUUCAAUUAAAGCAGAAAAGAUGGAGAAGAGCUCCUCUGGUAGCAAAAAGAGGUUAUUUCUGAAUGAAUCGGAGAAGAUUACAAACCUUUGUCCUGCAGUGCAAGAAAGACACAGACAAAUUGGGAAGGGACUCAGCGGGGGACGUGUGCCGGGGCCGGGAAGGCGCCUCGCAAGGACAGGCCCGGCGGCCCCCCGGGCUGCAGGGCUGCACCAGCCGCGGCACCAGGGUGCUGUUCAGCUAGAAGGGGGUGUGGGCUGGCUGGGACCUGCCUUUUCUAUGGGGUCCUGCUCUAUGGGCUCGGGGCUCUUCCAGCGGGGGACGUGUGCCGGGCUCCAGCUGGGUGAGGCUGGGGGGCACCCGGGCUGGCCGGGGAGAGCCCUCGGCUCCUCGCAAGGACAGGCCCGGCGGCCCCCCGGGCUGCAGCCUGCCGCCAGCCGGGGCCAGGAGGGGUUCGCCCGGCCCGCGGACGGCCGGGGGAACGCGGCGCUUCCCGCCCUGACCGGCCGCUGCAUGUCAGUGUUGCUCCGAACAACGGCAGCCUCCUCUCUGGGUACCAGAACGGUGUCCAGAUGCUCUUCACCUCACAGGGCGGCUGCUGCUGAUGCCUGUGCCCGCACCUGGGGGAAGCUGGAAAGCACUUUUGUUGAUGCUGUUGCAGCGAUGCUGCCAGGUUACAAACCAGUCUCAGUAAUUCCUCUACGGACAACUGAUGAAAUAAAGAGUGGUGCUUUUCCUCCAGCUCCUCUCUGGGUACCAGAACGGUGUCCAGAUGCUCUUCACCUCACAGGGCGGCUGCUGCUGAUGCCUGUGCCCGCACCUGGGGGAAGCUGGAAAGCACUUUUGUUGAUGCUGUUGCAGCGAUGCUGCCAGGUUACAAACCAGUCUCAGUAA
This is a messenger RNA of Aptenodytes forsteri (emperor penguin), 5503 nucleotides long. It is a transcript of the gene THOC2, whose product is annotated as THO complex 2. The coding region runs from base 635 to 5503 and encodes 1622 amino acids. The record is from RefSeq and is a predicted model, not a curated record. NCBI's taxonomy places the organism in Eukaryota, Metazoa, Chordata, Aves, Sphenisciformes, Spheniscidae. Gene Ontology annotation, biological process: mRNA export from nucleus; mRNA processing. Gene Ontology annotation, cellular component: THO complex part of transcription export complex. Gene Ontology annotation, molecular function: mRNA binding. The transcript is spliced from 39 exons.